This is a messenger RNA of Neltuma alba, 1178 nucleotides long. RefSeq names its product glutamate receptor 2.9-like. The transcript has 3 exons. The coding region runs from base 74 to 1024 and encodes 316 amino acids. Gene Ontology annotation, cellular component: membrane. The record is from RefSeq and is a predicted model, not a curated record. Gene Ontology annotation, molecular function: ligand-gated monoatomic ion channel activity. NCBI's taxonomy places the organism in Eukaryota, Viridiplantae, Streptophyta, Magnoliopsida, Fabales, Fabaceae.
ACGACCGUUUAAUUGGAGUCUUUGGUUGUCUAUUGCUAUCUUCUCUGUUUUUAUAGGAGGUAUCAUAAUAUUCAUGGAACGUAAUGUCAGAAGAGAUUCGACACUUGAAAAUUCAUCAUGCAGGAAAAAAUUCAGUGGGGUUUCUAUCCUGUGGCUUCCUGUUGUGCAAGCAGUUUUUCCCGAAAGAGAAUCACUGGCCAAAAAUUGCUCUAGGUUUGUGCUGGUGAUGUGGUUGAUAUUGGUAUUUGUGCUCAUGCAAAGCUACACAGCAUGCUUAUCAUCUAUCUUAACGGUACAUCAAUUACAACCUCGAUACCUUAGUGAGAAUGAUGUUGCAGAAGAUUCCAACAUUAAUGUUGGAUACCACAGUGGCUCAUUUGUGAGGGACUUAUUGGUUGAUAACUUGAUGAUCAAUAGUUCAAGGGUGAAGAACUACUCCUCCAUUAAAGACUAUAAGGAAGCCUUAGACAAAGGAAGCCAUAAUGGUGGUGUCGAUGCCAUUUUUGAUGAAGCUCCCUACUUUAAGGCCUUCCUCAAACAGUAUGGCUCCAAUUAUGCCGUGGUUUCAACUAAGCACCAUGCUGCUGGAUUUGGUUUUGCAUUUCGUAAGGGCUCCAACUUAACCUCGCACUUUUCGAAAGCCAUAUUAAAUAUUAGGGAGAGUAAUGAAAUGGACGGCAUUGAGGAGAGAUAUUUUGGAAGCAGCGAUGACGAUGGAAACAAAGAUCAAUCAAAUUCAUCAUCAAAUGCGAGUCCCAGUCUUACUGCUUAUAGUUUUGCAGGUUUGUUUAUGGUAAUUGGAACAUUUUCAUUGUUGGCUUUAGCAGUCUCUGAAAAUCAUAUAUGGCGAAAACCUGUUAUGCUCGCAAAGACUUAUAGCCAACAAUUUUUGAGUCCGAAUUCAACAAGAAUUAAUCCAUUAGAGGAAACUUCUACCAGAAAUGUUGACAACGAAUGUUCUGCAGACACAAAAAAUAUUGGAUCUGCAGAAAAUGAAGCAGAUAAUAAAACAUUGCCUGUGUAAGUGUGUUUGUAUAGAGUGAUGGCAGGCCAUUUUUGCGGUGCCCGUUCGUUAGUUAGGUUGUAGUAUUCAUGUUUGUUGUUAAGAGUUAACAAGGCCUAUCAUACCAUGUGUAGAUUCUUUUUUUCUCUCCUUUUCUUGUGACUAAUUUGCAUUA